CGAUGAGUUACGACAGCUGAGAAACCUGCAUAGGUCUCGUUUAUUGAGGUAUUGAGUUGAUCCGGAGGUCGACCUGGACCUAUAAAAUUCUCAGCUUCGACCGGAGGAGCUUCAUCGUUGCACUACUGAAGAUACCACUUCUUUCGCACCAUCCUAGAUCAUGAUAUCCUUCCCUUCUACCUCAUGGCAAUCAUCACUCAUCCAAAAAACAACUUCUCGACGCUCAAGGAACGACGAAGACCCGUCUCACGGACGCGCAGCAACGGCCAUAACUCCCCGCCUCUAUCUUACCGAUUACCACACCGCUCGCACACCAGGCAACCUCGCACGUCUCGGUAUCACACACGUCGUAUCUGCUAUCGAUUUUGAUAUCACGGGCGUAUUUCCACCGCACGUCCAGGUCUUCCACGUUCCCGUGCGCGAUUUAGCCGAGGAGCAGAUUUGCGGAUGGUUCGAUCCCGUGGUGGAGUUUAUCAAGGAGGCGCUGGAUAAGGAAGACACAAAAGUCUUGGUCCACUGUUUCCAGGGGAUCUCGAGAUCACCUAUCUUGAUUUGCGCUUAUCUCGUCGCAACAACACCGAUGCACGCUUUGGAGACCAUUAAGCAUGUCCAAGCAAAGCGUGGAAUAGUUGCGCCAAAUAUCGGGUUUCGCAGACAACUUAUCAUAUGGGGUCGCCAGUUCGAAGAGGCCAAAAUCCGUGCUGAUCAGGAACACCGCAGAAAGAGGAGUAUAGGUGGUGUAUCGGAGCUGCUAGCCAAAAUGAUGAAACGGUCCAAGUCUGCACCUAUGCCUGCAGCACCGCUACUUGUGCAUGAGGACCGACAGGAAAUGUCUGUUGAAGGCUCACAAGUAGCCUCCCUAAUGGAGGCAAAGGCUGCAGCACUAGAAACUCUUCACAAGACAAAGGAGGCAGACAACUGAUCCUCCUUCACUAUGCCAUGUCUUGCUAUGAUAUACCCUGCAUGUUCGCACCCGCAUGUGGCCACACCUCAAUCAUCGAGGGAAAGAUAAGGAACCGAAGGAGGCUAAGGGCCAUUUCUCAUACCCCGCAUUUACCCCA
Suillus fuscotomentosus is the source of this 1061-nucleotide messenger RNA. Its product is annotated as protein-tyrosine phosphatase-like protein. Gene Ontology annotation, molecular function: protein tyrosine/serine/threonine phosphatase activity. Gene Ontology annotation, cellular component: cytoplasm. Bases 161 to 922 code for a protein of 253 amino acids. The transcript is spliced from 4 exons. The record is from RefSeq and is a predicted model, not a curated record. Lineage: Eukaryota; Fungi; Basidiomycota; Agaricomycetes; Boletales; Suillaceae. Gene Ontology annotation, biological process: protein dephosphorylation.